Mauremys mutica (yellowpond turtle) is the source of this 2152-nucleotide messenger RNA. It is a transcript of the gene CCDC185, whose product is annotated as coiled-coil domain containing 185. The transcript has a single exon. Lineage: Eukaryota; Metazoa; Chordata; Testudines; Geoemydidae. Bases 15 to 1940 code for a protein of 641 amino acids. The record is from RefSeq and is a predicted model, not a curated record.
GCAGGAGCCGGGCCAUGCAGCAGCCGCGGCGGCGGCGAGGCCCGGGGCGGUGUCUCGGGGCCGAGAGCGGCGGGCGCUUCCCCGCGGGCCUCUCCCUGAGUGACAGAGGCAGCAAGAAGCCGCCCGCGCCCCGCAGCUUCCCCCGCGCUGAGCCCGGCUGCCCCGCGCCCGGCUCGGAGAUGGCGCGGCCGCGCUCGGGCCGCUUCUCGCCGCCGCACUACCUGGACCCGUACGGCUCGGAGCCGGAGACGGCGGGCGGCGAAGGGGGCUGCUGCCCGUCCCCGACGUACCAGAAAGCGGGGCUGAGGAAGGGGCAGAAGAGCCGGGUCCCCCACCAGUCACGCCGCUCCUCCUCCUGGCAGCGCCAUGUGCCCCCGGCGCGGGAAGGGUAUGCGACCUCCCUGGACCCCUCCUGCACCAGCCUCUUCCGCGGGGACUGCCCGGGGCACCACGACAGCAGCCCCUCGGGCCGGGGCAGCCGGCUGGACGAGGCGCUCAGGGAGGACCAGUGGGCCAGCCCUGUGCAGAGGACCCGGGAGUAUGGCCCAGGUUUCAUCUCGGAGGCCAGCAAGCCCCUCUCCGCCUGCGCCUCCUCUUCCUCCUGCCAGCUGGAGGCCGCCCCCAGCAAGCCCGGGAAGAAAGAGCUCAAGAGCGAGGGCUGGCAGGAGGCGUGUGAGAGCAGCCCAAGCCUGAGUGACUUGAUGCACUCCUUUGCCAGACAGUAUGAAGAUGAGGAUGAAGAGGGUACACAGGCUGAAAACAAUUACCACAAACACCGCGUCCACCAUCCCCCGAGGUCAAGAAGGAGAGAGCCCCAGGUCAGCGUCCAUGAUCUAACUGAUAAGAGAUAUGAGGACUUAAUCCCUGAAAGGGACCGAAAGAUUGCAGCUCUGAUGAUGGCCAGGCAUCGGGAGGAGCAGGAUCUGAAAGAGAGGCAGCUGCAGACCUCUGAUGCCUGGGAUAAGAUGAGAGGGAGAGAGAAGAAGAUCAAAUCAAAACUGGAAAAAGAAAGGCAGCACCAUCUUGCUGAAAGCCUGGAGAAGUGGCAAAGGGACAAAGAGCACAGGAAAGCCAGGCUCAGGCUAGAAGAGCAAGAGCUUUUGAAGGCCAGAGAGAAAGAAAUGAUGUCACAGCACAAGAAGUGGGAAAAAGUAGCCGAGGAGCAAGAAAUGAGGCGGAAGGAAAAACGUGAAAGAACUAAAGUCCAGGCUGAGUACAGGAAACGCUGUCAAGAAAAGCAACUGAGAGAGAAAAGACUAGCUGAGAAGAAUGCUAAGCAGUACAACUAUAAUCUAUUAAAGGAAAAAAUGGUGCAGGCCUUUGAAAAAAGACUGUUGAAAGAAAUGGAGGGGAAGAAAAGGAGUCAAGAUCUGAACCAAUAUGAAAAAACCAGACACAGGCCCCUGAAAGCGCAAAUGGAUCACCAAGUCAAAGCCGAUGAGCUUUAUAAGAGGCUUUCUAUAGAACAAAAGCUUCAAAGAUCUCAAGAAAUCCUUGAUCAGCUGAUGGAAGAAAGGAACAAAGAAUUAAAAGAAAAAUCUCUAAGGGAUGAAGAACAAGGCCUAUUGGCCAAGUUUAGAGCAAAAGAGACUGAGGAAGAAAAAAGAAAGCGUAAAAAUAUGUUGCUGCAGAUAGCGGAGAUGAAGAUCCAGCAAGCCCGAGAAAUUAUGUCUAAAAAUAUCCAAGACAAAGCACAGCAUAGCAAGGAAAGUAACUAUUUAAAAGAAAUGAACCACCACUUUAGAAAACAAAAAGUUGAAGAUGAUGAAAAAUGUCACCUACAGGAAAUUCAGGAAGCCAUCAAAAGGAAAGAUGAAAAAAGCAAUAGAAUUUUAAGGGACAAGGAAGCUGCUGUUGAAGACUCUAGAAAAAUAGCCAGAGCAUCUUAUGACCUGAGAGAAAAAGUGAGAGAACUGAUUAACAGCCAUUCAUUUGACUAGAUGACUUUAGAAGUCCAUCACAAUGCAAGACUUCAUAAAGGGAUCUAGUAAGACUUAAAAAGAAAAAUUGCAAUCAUUCUUGUGCUAAAAUGAUGGCUUGCAAUACAUUCAUUUUGUGGCUUGUCUAGCUGCAUUGUAUUACACUAAAAUGGUUUCACCCUUAACCUGGGUGUGUCUCAAAUGUACUGAUCAUCUUCAAUAGGAUUAUGGCC